AUGUUGUUCACUCCCAUCCUAGCUCUCGCCUUCGCGGCCAUCACCCCCAUCGUCAACGCAUACCCGAUCACGGGCAGCGUCGUCAACUGCCGCUCCGGCCCCGGAACCUCCCACUCCGUCGUCAAGAGCUACAAGAAGGGAACCGACGUGAAAAUCACCUGUCAAACCUCCGGCACCAGCGUCAAGGGCAACAACAUCUGGGACAAGACCUCCGACGGCUGCUACAUUGCCGAUUACUACAUCCGCACCGGAGUCAACGACUACGUGACCAAGAAAUGCGGUAGCAGCGGAGGUGGCAGCGGAGGCGGCAAGGGUAACCUGCCCGGCCUUGGAGCUACGCAGUCGAAGCACGCAAAGGCUAUCAUCGGGGAGGCCAAGAAGGAGGGUCUGGGUCGUCAGGGCUGUCUUGCUGGUAUUGCCACUGCACUUGUCGAGUCCAAUAUCUACAUUUACGCCAACAAGAAAGUCCCCGCUUCCCUGAAGUAUCCGCAUGACAAGGUCGGCUCGGACUACGACAGCGUUGGCAUCUUCCAGCAACGCGCUAUCUACUAUCCUAACAUUGCUGCCGACAUGGACGCUGCCAAGUCUGCUGCGCAGUUCUUCAAGCAGAUGAAGAACAUUAAGGGCUGGAAGACUAUGGAGGUUGGCAAGCUUUGCCAGAAGGUGCAGGUUUCUGCUUACCCUAGUCGGUAUUCUCAACGUGUUGCUGAGGCUAAGAAGAUCUGUGCUGCUGGUGGUCUGUAA
Messenger RNA from Penicillium bovifimosum, 744 nucleotides. RefSeq lists its product as uncharacterized. NCBI's taxonomy places the organism in Eukaryota, Fungi, Ascomycota, Eurotiomycetes, Eurotiales, Aspergillaceae. The record is from RefSeq and is a predicted model, not a curated record. The transcript is spliced from 2 exons. Bases 1 to 744 code for a protein of 247 amino acids.